UAUAUAUAUAUGUGUGUGUGUGUGUGUGUGUGUGUGUGUAUAGCUCCUCAAGUGUUCUUGUCUCUUUAACUUCAUAGCAUUUCUUGUGAUAGCGUAUAUCAAAGAGUCUAAAUAAUUUGAGAGAGAGAGAAAAGGAAGAUGCCGCCAGGUUGGGGACCGCCACCAGGAGGACCUCCCGGAGGACCAGGGAUUUGUGGCUGCUGUGAUUUUCUCUGUAAUGGCAUAUGCAGGAUUGCAUCUUCUUGUAUGUAUUUCCUGUGCUGCUGCUGCAUCCUAGAGAGUUGUUGUGGACCAGUAUUUGGUGGUCCACCUCCAGGCGGACCACCCGGAGGCCCAUUUGGCCCUCCGCCUCCGGGACCUCCUCGGUUCUGAAUUCUGUCAGCCACGCUUGCCUGAUUAUUUGUUUAUCGUUGUGAUUGCAUUAGCAAGAUCAAGAUAUGCAUGUAACCUUACGUUCCUUGUAUGUUGCUGAGUAGCUUGUCUGAUCAUUUGUAUUAUUGUUAGCCCAUUUUUAUAAGAAGAUUGUCCAUCUUGUUUC
Hevea brasiliensis (rubber tree) is the source of this 538-nucleotide messenger RNA. RefSeq lists its product as uncharacterized. The record is from RefSeq and is a predicted model, not a curated record. The transcript has 2 exons. Bases 139 to 372 code for a protein of 77 amino acids. Lineage: Eukaryota; Viridiplantae; Streptophyta; Magnoliopsida; Malpighiales; Euphorbiaceae.